Salvelinus namaycush (lake trout) is the source of this 3425-nucleotide messenger RNA. It is a transcript of the gene hhat, whose product is annotated as hedgehog acyltransferase. The record is from RefSeq and is a predicted model, not a curated record. The transcript has 12 exons. Gene Ontology annotation, biological process: protein palmitoylation. Lineage: Eukaryota; Metazoa; Chordata; Actinopteri; Salmoniformes; Salmonidae. Gene Ontology annotation, cellular component: endoplasmic reticulum. Bases 93 to 1598 code for a protein of 501 amino acids. Gene Ontology annotation, molecular function: palmitoyltransferase activity.
UCCAAGGUAGCGGUGUUCACUGUCGGUCUACAGGCAAGGCGGAAGAUAUAGCUGGAGGCAUUUCUUUGUUUCACAAUGCAUUCUUGGCACUGAUGGCCAAACAGAGCUCAACCCUUGCGGCGUUGCCGAGAGCAGAGGUCUGUGCCUACUGGGUGCUCUCUUUUGGCUCCCAUCUCUACUCAUUCUAUCAACUGCACAUAUUCUCCAAAGAGCAUGAAGCAGGAUUGGAGAGAGAGUUCCAACUGGAGAAAGGCUUUCUAAUAUGGGGGCAUAAAAAGGACCCUACAGACUUUGAGUGGAGUUUCUGGAGUCACUGGGCUAGAAAGUCUUUGCUGUGGACUUUGUUGGGCCAUGCCGUGGUCUCCAGACUAGCCAGCUUCUUCAUUCCUGAGUUCAGACUGACAGCUCUGUUGGCCUAUGGUCUCCUUGCGGCUUGCUGUACAGUGGGGAUUAAAGGAGUGGGCGUGGUCCUUGGCCAUCUGGGCCUGUCAUUGGCUGUUGCCCAGCUGUGUAACCCUGCCCUGUCCUGGAGCUGUGCCCUACUGCUACUUUCCACCCUCCACAUCCCCCUACUGCAGGAUAUACAAAGAAGCUGGUACCAGACAGAAGAGGAGUACUACCUCUUACUCUUCAGUGUGGCAGUGUGUGGCCUGCGCUUCAUCAGCUUCAGCCUGGAGCACUGCUGGCGCCCCCUGGAGGCUGGAGGACUGCAGCAGCAGGUCUACUGGCUGACCGCUUACUCCUUCUACCAUCCUUUGUUCUUCAACGGACCCAUCCUCACCUUCAAGGACUUCCUCCAACAGAUGCAGGUACCUGUGAAGGAUCAUGGUGCUAGGAUUACGUUCCUCUCGCUGCUGGCCAACGCUGGCAGGAUCUGUGUGUGGUGGUUUAUAGCGGAGUACAUGAUACACCUGAUGUACAUGCACACUAUACAGGCCAACGAAACAUAUCUGGAGAUCCUGCCACCUUGGGCUUUGGGUGGGCUGGCCCUGGCAUUAGUCCAGUUCUUCUAUGUGAAGUACCUGGUUCUGUUUGGUGUUCCGUCUCUGCUAGCUGGAAUGGAUGGGCUGGCCCCCCCGAAGCUACCACGCUGUGUCAGCAUUAUGCACAGUUUCACAGGAAUGUGGAGACACUUUGACGUCGGGCUGUAUCACUGGCUCAUCAGGUACAUUUACAUCCCAUUAGGAGGCUCUCACCACGGGCUGCUGUGGAAGAUGCUGUCCACGGCUCUGGCAUUUGGCUUUGUGUGUUUCUGGCAUGGAGGACAUGACUACCUACAGUACUGGGCUCUGAUGAACUGGGUCGGGGUGCUGGUGGAGAAUGGAGUGACAAUCCUCAUCUCUUCUCCCCUCGUCUAUCCAUCUAUUGAGCGCUGUAUCUCCCCAGCCAUGAGGAGGCGAUGUUUGGCUCUCAUCUCAGCCUUCUCCACAGCCAUGCUCAUUCUGUCCAACCUCAUCUUCCUUGGGGAAAACCAUGUCGGCAGGAUCAUGUGGAAGAGGGUCUUUAUACAAGGUUGGUGUACAGUGGCUCCACCCAUGUUAGCCUUCCUCUAUUGCUUUGCCCAGAUUGGACUGGAGUGGGAACACAACCCACCUUAAAUCACCAACCCCACAGAGACUGUUGGGAGGCAGAACUCACCCUAACCCACCAACACACAGUGCUGACUCUGCUAUGUGGGGAGAACAACCCACCCCACAGUGGACUCAGGUAGCCUAGCAGUUAAGAGCGUUAGGCCAGUAACCAAAAAGUUGCUGGUUCGAAUCCUGAGCUGACUAGGUAAAAAAUCUCUGUGCCCUUGAGUAAGGCACUUAAACCCUAAUUGACCCUGUAAGUCGCUCUGGAUAAGAGCGUCUGCUAAAGGACUUAAAUGUAAGUGGACUCUUCCAUGUGGGGAGAACAACCCACUGUAACCACCCCACAGUGCACUCUGCUAUGUGGGGAGAGCAAACCUGUCCUUUACUACCCACCCACAAUGGGGACUACCAAUGAGACCUGAGGAAAACACUGGACCCAUAUACGUAUGUGACUAUAAGAAAGUGACUACAGUAUAAGAAACCUGUCCGUCAAACUACCUGUACCUAUGAGAACUGCUGCUUAAUAUUUGGGUGCAUAGAGUAAAACACAUAUAUGGAAAAACAAUGGAUGCUGUUCAGUGGUAAUUUGUUGAUAACCUGACAGUGAGGCUUGCAGUAUCCAACCUUGGAUGUUUUGGAUCUGUUUAACCCCAAAAUCAGCAUUAUACAUCUCCUGGAAUGGAAUGGCUGAAAGCACCUCAGUAUAUUCCUUUGACUGCGCUAAUCCCGUAUCUGUCUCAUAGCACUAAAGGGAUCAGCAGAUCUGUGUCAGUUUAACUAACAUGUAGGGUCGGGGGAGAAAACCCUGCUAAUUAGACUAGCCUAACACUACUCUGAAAGGGAUUUAGGUCACAUCCAAAGAUGGCAUCCUAUUCCUUAGCUAGUGCACUACUUUUGACCAGGGGCAAUAGGGCUCUGGUUAAAUGUAGUGCACUAUAUAGGGAUCUAUUUGAGACACAAGCUUAAAUGGGUCUUAUGACAUCCCAAGAAUCCAAAUAUCCAGUCAAGAAGAGAAUACGAUCUGCAGCGUUAAAUCUUAAACAGUUUAUGAUAAGAAACCCGCCACACAACCCUUUUCGUGACGGAUUACAAGUAUAGCAAUAAUUUCAUCACACGUAAAGGUUGCUUCAAAGGGUGCCCUAUGUUAGUCAUGUAGGCUGUUCUUACUAAUAAUGUGCUUGUAUAUAGGCAGUUCAUCACCCAGUGAGCCGGCCCUAAUCUUUAGGUUGACAGUGACUGACCUCGGUUCUACAUGGGCCAUUGUCUGUUCCUCCGUCACUGGAUCCCUCACUCCCUUUUUUUCUCUCUCUCUGUGUCCGACUGAGUCUCUUUUCUCUCUAUGUGGAUAUCUGUAUCUUUCUCUCUCCAUCUCUGUCAGGGAUGAGGGCCCGGUGUGGUGUUAAUUGGAUGUUAAUGUGUUAACGUUUUUAAUCAGGCGCUCUAGCGUUCAGUAAAUAUUCUGCUCCUUCAGGAGGCAGCCAGGCCAUGCAGGUGUUAUCUAGCUAGAUUCAACCCCUUGUCUGUCUCUUACCGAACAUGAUUGGCUGGAAUGGAAUAAAUGGAACGGUAUCAAACAUAUGUAAACCACAUGUUUAACUCCGUUCCAUUAAUUCCAUUCUGGCCAUUACAAUGAGCCUGUCCUCUAUAGCUCCUCCCACCAGCCUCCUCUGCUAUCACUGUACUAUAAGUGUGAGAUGAUGCAUGUGCAAGGGUUUGUUCUUCUACUGUUGAUGAUGAUAGGAGACUGUCCUGUAUCUUAUCAUUGUUAUAAUGGUGGCUUCACCUAUUGACAUGGAACUUUGUCUACUUACAUUUUUCCCUAUUGAAUAAAUAGUUAUUUCUUCAACAUCA